Messenger RNA from Alternaria viburni, 300 nucleotides. RefSeq lists its product as uncharacterized. The coding region runs from base 1 to 300 and encodes 99 amino acids. The record is from RefSeq and is a predicted model, not a curated record. Lineage: Eukaryota; Fungi; Ascomycota; Dothideomycetes; Pleosporales; Pleosporaceae. The transcript has 2 exons.
AUGUGCAUCGGCGUCAACAGCGAAGUCUGCCCUGACUGCGGCAACAACGGCAAAGCCCACGACCCCUACCUCCAAGGCGGAAAGGAACCCUCAGGGCCUAAAUGCGAACCCAUCAUGCGCGAUCAGAUUGGAAAGAAAGGGGACUGUGCAGUCUGUAUAUCACGGAAGACAUUUGAACAGAGGAAGGCAGAAGGGAAAAUGACGCCGAACGAACUGAGACUGGAAAGAAUGAGGCUGGCGAAGGAGAGAUUUGACAAGGAUGUGAAGACCAAGAGGAAGGAGCUGUGGGGAGAUCAAUAG